Octopus bimaculoides (California two-spot octopus) is the source of this 3834-nucleotide messenger RNA. RefSeq names its product tubulin epsilon chain. Gene Ontology annotation, molecular function: GTP binding. NCBI's taxonomy places the organism in Eukaryota, Metazoa, Mollusca, Cephalopoda, Octopoda, Octopodidae. Gene Ontology annotation, biological process: microtubule-based process. Gene Ontology annotation, cellular component: microtubule. The record is from RefSeq and is a predicted model, not a curated record.
UGUCCGCCAAACUUGAAUGUUUUUUUCUAAAUUUAACACUUCUGAAAUAAUUAUUGAAGUAUCACCGAACACUUACUGAAGUACGGAACAGUAUUUGAGUAUUACAGAAAUAUUACCUGAAUAUAGUAUUAUUGAGCUUUACUGAUAUUACAGAAGUGUCACAGUUUUCUUCUUGUGCAAUCUCUAUGUUUUAGUAGUUUGUUAAAAAGAAAAAAAAACUCUAUGACACAAUCCGUUAUUAUACAAGUUGGCCAAUGUGGUAACCAAAUAGGACGUCAAUUCUGGGAUUUAGCUCUCCAAGAACAUGCUAGAACUAACAAAAAAGGUCUCUACAAUGAAGCUGUGAGUAGUUUCUUCCGCAAUGUUGACUCUCGGACUGAUUGCUCCAUUGAUACUGACACCAGCAGAAAAAUACACACUUUGAAAGCACGGGCUGUCUUGGUUGACAUGGAAGAAGGUGUUGUCAGUGAGCUUUUGAGAAGUCCUUUAGGAGAACUCUUUGACCACCAACAACUCAUCACAGAUGUCUCUGGAAGUGGCAACAAUUGGGCUGUUGGAAACAAGAUGUAUGGCCACCAUUACCGAGAAGCAAUUCUAGAAUCUGUGAGACGAGCAGCAGAAUUCUGUGAUUGUCUUCAGUGUUUUUUUAUCAUCCAUUCCAUGGGAGGAGGUACAGGUGCUGGUGUGGGAACAUAUAUUUUGGACCUGCUUAACGAUGAAUUCCCUGACGUCUACAGAUUUGUCAAUGCCCUGUACCCCUCUGCAGAUGAUGAUGUUAUCACCUCGCCAUAUAACAGUGUCCUAGCCAUGCAUCAGUUGACAAACAAAGCUGAUUGUGUUCUGCCAAUUGAGAACCAGGCUUUGGUAGAUAUUGUGGACAAAAUUGGUCAAGCAGUUCCAUGUGCGAAGUCAGGGAAGAGAACUUACAAUAGUAAAAUUCUACUAAACACUGCCAUCUGUGCAACCAAUACCAAGUUAUCCAAGCUAACCAAACAAAAGCCUUUUGACUCAAUGAACAACAUUGUUGCUAAUUUGAUACUUAACAUGACCAGUUCAUCUCGGUUUGAAGGUUUGUUAAAUGUUGAUUUAAAUGAAUUAGCCACAAACCUGGUUCCUUACCCAAAACUUCAUUACCUUGUGGCCAGUCAAACUCCCCUCUAUGCAUUAGCUGAUGUCAACAUUGCUCCACGUCGUCUUGACCAAAUGUUCUCUGAUGCAUUUUCAAAGGACCAUCAACUGAUAAAAGCUGACCCCAAACACAGUCUUUACCUUGCAUGUGCCCUCAUGGUGCGAGGAAAAGUGAGUAUUUCUGACAUGAGAAGAAAUAUUGAAAGACUAAAAAGCAAGUUGCAGUUCAUCAGUUGGAACAAGGAGGGAUGGAAAACCGGUCUGUGUUCUGUUCCACCUGUGGGUCACCCAUAUUCUUUGUUAACACUAGCAAACAACACUUGCAUCCAACAGACAUUUGGAGAUCUCCGGGACAGAUUUAUGAAGCUUUACAGACGCAAGGCCCACCUUCACCAUUAUACUAUGGUUGAUGGUAUGGAACUGCAGGAAUUUACUGACAGCUAUAACAGUCUUGAAGACAUUAUUAAAGAAUAUACUGAGCUGGAGAAACAACUGGAAAACCCUGGUCCUUGUGUACCUCGUCUACAAGUUGUCAGCUAGCUUCCUACCUAAAUAGACAGGAGGAAGGUACUGUAAGAUGAUGGCUAAAAUAACACUGGAUGUUUCACCAAAAGACAUACCUAUACUCAGUAGGAAGGAUUAUAUAUGUGAUCUUUUGGAGAAAAUGAACCAAUUUGUACAUAGAAUGCAGUGGAAAGCCUUCUUUGAUAAAGAUUUUAAACCAAAUGACAAACUUGAACAUGGUGACCUACUGAGAAGAGUAUUCAAAUAUAGAAGGAACCAUCCAACUAACCAACACCUAACCAGAUUUGAAGAGGAAUUAUAUAAGACAGUUAAGAACGUGAAGUUCAGGAAGUACCCCAGAAGAUGUAAUCAUCAUCAUCAUCAUCGUUUAACGUCCGCUUUCCAUGCUAGCAUGGGUUGGACGAUUUGACUGAGGACUGGUGAAACCGGAUGGCAACACCAGGCUCCAGUCUGAUUUGGCAGAGUUUCUACAGCUGGAUGCCCUUCCUAACGCCAACCACUCAGAGAGUGUAGUGGGUGCUUUUACGUGUCACCCGCACGAAAACGGCCACGCUCGAAAUGGUGUCUUUUAUGUGCCACCCGCACAAGCCAGUCCAGGGGCACUGGCAACGAUCUCGCUCAAAAAUCCUACAGGAGCCAGUCAGGCGGUACUGGCAACAUCAGCAGAAAAUCAGAAAAUUACUUGUCGACUUCAAGAAAGCUCCGGGGAUACUUGUACCAGCAGACAAAAGAUGUAACAUUUACAUUGUUGAUAUUGAGUUAUAUAAGUCUAUGAUUAGGAAGGAAUUACGCAGCAAAUAUAGACACACUAGUAAUGACGUACUAGAAAGAAUUAACAAUACAGGACUACAAAUUGUCAGAGAUUUAGCUCUCAAAAACCCCAGAUUAUGCUUAAGGACCAUAAACCUAACUUUCUUAUUGACUCCUCAGAUUGAUUUGUCCUUCUAAAUCUGAUAUAGGCAUUAUUAGUAAAAAAAAUCAUUAAUAAGGUAAUACCCGCCCUUAAGUCUAAAAUUAGAUUAGCCCAAUGCCCAAGAGGUGGUUGGAUGGUUUAAGUUUCUAGAAAUUAGUAAGAAUAGUAAAUUCUUGCAACUAGAUAUAGAGAGCUUUUAUGCCUUUAUUAACCUGAUUGUCCUUAAUCAAGCCUGGAUUUAUAGCAUGAAAAAUCCAAAAUUGUCCUGAUGCAAAAUAGAUAUUAUACUUGCCGUGUGAGCCACUCUAGUAGAUUUUGAUGGUAGAUUAGAUAGGGAGAAUGCAUUUGAUAUAGGAAUGGGCUCAUACGAUUCCACACAGUUCACUGACCAAGUCAGAAUAUAUAUCUUUUCAUUAAUCCAAUCUUUCUUUCCGGAAGUAACAGGGGGUCUACAUAGGGAUGAUGCCUUAUUUUUUCUGGACUGAAGUAGUAAAGUAAAAUUAGAAAGGCAUGGGAAAAAUUGCUUUAAACUUUUUAAAAAUUUAGGACUAAACAUAUUACUAUGGGUAAAGAUUAUUGUAGAGUGAAUUUUUUUGAUGCUACCUUCUGUCUUGAUACUGGAUUAUUUGAACCAUUAGCAAACAUACGCAUCUAAAUACUAACAAAGGAGAUGUGAACCACAAUGACAAACACCAAUUACUGCCAAAUCGUAAUAAGAGAAAUACUUAUGAUACAGCUAACAUGGUAAUAAUGUCGGUAAAUGGAGUCGGGACUGCCUUAUAUACAAAUAAAUAUGAUAAAUGCUCAUGCAGAGAAAAAUUAAAAUGUCCAUUGAUGGAUCUCUGUAUGAGUACAAAUCUUGUAUAUAAAUGUACCAUGCACACAAGGGGAGGAUCGUAUGUUUACAUUGGGUAGAUGGCUGAUUCAUUUAAGAAUCGUUAUCAUAACCAUGUCGCCAGCUUUAAGACAAUCAAUAAGAGACGUUCAACAUCUUUGGCCAAUUUUGUAUGGCGACUGAAGGAGGAUAGUUAACUUGCUUUGUGAUCAUGAGUGCACCAAACCUCACGUGUGCAUAUGCUCACAUUUUCACGGAUUCUUGUAUGAGCAAAUUGUACUCGCACUAUGCAGCUUGCCCAUGGGCAUUUAUACAUCCAUAUUUGUUAACAGUUAUUUUUAAUACUCUUCUCUCUGUAUUGCAUGUUCAUUUCUCUUUUUUUCCAUCUGUGAUUUUAUUUUUGAUUUUCCUCUUUCUGGCUGCUUUUCUUUCU